AACACGUAAAUAUUGACUUUCCAUGGUAACGCCUAACCCGGAAGGAGCCGACUCCAAGUCAAGACAAAGCAUUUAAAAGCUGCGUCACAAAGUACCGGAGUCGGUUCGACCACGACGACUUGAAGAAGCGCGUACAAGCAGCAGCCAGCGGUCAAGAUGUCGGUGACGGUGAAGGCUUACCUUCUGGGGAAAGAGGAGUCGGUUCGGGAGAUUCGUCGCUUCCUGGUGCCGCGUUCGGAGGUCCAAAACUUCGAACAUCUGUGCGACAAAACUUGUCAGAUGUUCUCCGGACUUAAGAAGGGUGCUUUCAACAUGUACUAUAAAGACUGCGAAGAAGACCUGGUGGCCUUCUCCUCGGAUGACGAGCUCUCCAUGGGCAUGGCCUGCUUGAAGGAUGACGUCUUCAGGGUUUUCAUCAAAGAGAAGAGGGAGCACCGCCGUGACUUUCCAGUUCACGCCUUUCCACCGGGCGCCUUUGUGGCGGCGGCGGGCCCGCCCCCUCCGCCACCCCACGUGGGCGCUGUGCACGCCAACGUGACGUGCGACGGCUGCGAGGGGCCGGUGGCGGGCGUCCGCUUCAAGUGCAGCGUGUGUCCCGACUACGACCUUUGCUCGGCUUGUCAGGUGCAAGGGAAGCACACCGAGCACCCCCUGCUGCCCAUCUGGCACCCCCUGCAGGCACUGUUCCCACGAGGAAAGCUGCUGAAGAAGAUGCGCCACUGCAGCAAGAACCAGAAGUGUGCCAGAGGUGGCGCCCCCGCUGGCCUCAGCUUCCUGAAGGAUGUGGGAGAGGGAGUGGCGGCCAUGCUGAGCCCGCUCGGCAUCGAUGUGGACAUCGACGUGGAGCACCAGGGCCAGAGGACCAAAGUGAGCAAUCAGGAUCAAGGGGACGUGGAGGUUGCCGGAGCUGAGGGCGACGCUCGGCCCAGAAAGGCUUCAGCCGACACCACCAAAGAGUUUGACGAGGAGUGGACUCAUGUCACGUGCAAGGAAGUGGACCCUUCCAGUGGAGAACUGCAGUCCUUGCUGCAGAACGACAAACUGGACCACGACGAGAAACCGGAUGGGGACCAGAACCCGAAGGGGGACCAGAAUGUCAAGGGGAACCAGAAGCCGGAUGUUCCUGUAGUGGUGCAGAAGGAUACGUCAGGCUUGAAGGUGGCGGCUCUGUACCCUCACCUUCCUCCAGAGGCAGAUCCUCGCUUGGUGGAGUCUCUGAGUCACAUGUUGUCCAUGGGGUUCACCGACGAGGGCGGCUGGCUGACCCGCCUCCUGCAGGCUAAAGAUUUUGACAUCGGUGCCGCCCUGGACGCCAUCCAGUACGCCAAGAAGCCCCGCCACCCCCCGCACUGAUUCCAGCAAUAGGCGUCAUAGCACACGCUUCUUAGCUUCUGCGACAUCAGAUUAAAAGCAGUAAUCAGUACUACUCUAAUCAAAUGAAUUGAUUGAUACUCAAUAAAAACGCUUUGCUCA
This is a messenger RNA of Syngnathus typhle (broad-nosed pipefish), 1473 nucleotides long. RefSeq names its product sequestosome 1 (gene sqstm1). The record is from RefSeq and is a predicted model, not a curated record. Lineage: Eukaryota; Metazoa; Chordata; Actinopteri; Syngnathiformes; Syngnathidae. Bases 157 to 1353 code for a protein of 398 amino acids. Gene Ontology annotation, biological process: endosome organization; aggrephagy; mitophagy. The transcript has 8 exons. Gene Ontology annotation, cellular component: amphisome; aggresome. Gene Ontology annotation, molecular function: K63-linked polyubiquitin modification-dependent protein binding; zinc ion binding; protein kinase C binding.